This is a messenger RNA of Sander lucioperca (pikeperch), 593 nucleotides long. RefSeq names its product interferon beta-like. NCBI's taxonomy places the organism in Eukaryota, Metazoa, Chordata, Actinopteri, Perciformes, Percidae. The record is from RefSeq and is a predicted model, not a curated record. Gene Ontology annotation, cellular component: extracellular region. Bases 12 to 593 code for a protein of 193 amino acids. Gene Ontology annotation, molecular function: cytokine receptor binding. Gene Ontology annotation, biological process: defense response. The transcript is spliced from 5 exons.
CCAUCAGAACCAUGGUAACCAUGGCAACGUUGUUGGUCCUCCUGCACCUCUGUGGCAUCCAGCUGAUGGCGGAUGCCAGGCCGACUUGUUCGCUGCCGGGGAAGUUGGUCCAGUCGGCCCAUCACCUGCUUAGAGACCUGGGGGGGCCGUUUCCUGCCCACUGCCUACGCUACAACAGCAACAUCUCCUUUCCAUACUCCGCCUUCCCUGCUGCCACAGCCAAUCACCUGCAGUGCCGCCAAACAUUGUGGGUAGUAUAUGAGUCCCUGCAGGAGGCGGACCUAAUGUUUGAAGAUUAUGAGUUACCUGUCGGAGAGGGCGGAGUCACCUGGGACGACCAGAAACUCACCAAGUUCAGACACCUGCAGACCCGCCUGCAGGAGGACGGAGACUGUUUGUCCAGUGUUGAUGAUUCAGGAACUUUAUCUUCUUACUUCAGCAAUGUGACAGCAGUUAUACAGCAGCAGGACAGUGCAGCCUGUGGUUGGAUGGUUCUGAGGAGAGAUCUGACCGAGGUCCUAAGGUCCGCCCUGACGCUGCACCACGGCUGCUUCACCUGGACCAACAAGACCACCGAUGGCCCCACCCACUGA